Molecule: messenger RNA, 1881 nt
Organism: Acyrthosiphon pisum (pea aphid)
Lineage: Eukaryota; Metazoa; Arthropoda; Insecta; Hemiptera; Aphididae
Product: zinc finger BED domain-containing protein 1-like
Exons: 6
Coding region: 1-1881 (626 amino acids)
Molecular function (GO): protein dimerization activity; DNA binding
Source: RefSeq, a predicted model, not a curated record
AUGAUGUUAGAUCCUUGUGUAUUCAGUAUGUCACCACCUAGGAGUAAAGCGUGGAAUUGCUUCAAAAAGAAAAAUGGUUCAGAAGCAAUUUGUAAAGUUUGCUCGAAUAUUAUUAAAUACUCAGGAAAUACGUCCAAUCUUUUUAAACAUCUAAAGAAACAUUCUAAUCUACCAUUAACAGCUACAACUGUAGAUAAUGUGACUGUUGAAAUUGAUUCAUCACAGGCAAUACUUAAUCGCCAUCUAUCUGAACCGAUUGAACCUUCAACAUCAAAAUCCAGUGAUACUUCUACUAAUUUAUCGAGUGAGAUCGCAUCAAGUCAUACACUUGAGGAAGAAAUGGUUGAUUCUCCUUUACCAGCCAAACUUGUGGUAAAACGACCAAUAGUGGAAUCAUUUAAUAGAGCCAGUCAUUUCCAAGAAGGAGGGUAUCGUCAUUCAAAGAUUACAAUGUCUUUGUUGUAUUUUAUUUGUAAGGACAAAAGACCAUUUCACGUAAUAGAUGGAAAAGGAUUCCAACAUCUCCUUAAAGAGUUAUCUCCAUCAUACAAGAUUCCUUGCGCUACAACAUUAAAACAACUUUUGGACAAUAAGUAUGAUGUGAUGAAGCAAUCUCUCAAAAAAACUCUUUUGAAAUCAUUUUGUCUAUCGGUUAUUGAGUUAAAAGAACAACACACAGGUGAUUACAUUUCAAAAAUACUUAAUCAAACAUUAGAAGACUGGGAAAUAGAGAAGGAUAAUGUUGUAACUAUAGUAACAGACAAUGGUUCCAAUAUGAUCUCAGCAGUAAACAAGACUUUUAAAAAAAUUGAUGGUAAAAGUCGACACAUACCAUGUUUUGCACAUACGAUUAACUUAGUGGUAGAAGUAGCAGUUAAUCAUUCAAGUGUGAAUAAUUUGAUAUCUAUGGUACGUGAAAUAGUCAAGUGGGUGAAGAGAAGUGUAAAAAAUAGUGAUUGUUUAAGAAAGUCUCAAAUGGACACUGGAAUACCAGAAGGUUCUGUUAUAAAAUUAAUACUCGAUGUUAAGACACGUUGGAAUUCAACUUUCUACAUGAUUGAGAGGUUUCUUAAAAUUGUAGAUUUGAUUAGUCCUAUGUUGUUAAGAGAUUGUUCUGGACCUAGCAUGUUGUCUGCUUAUGAUAUCGAAGCUCUUCAACAAUUAGUUAGACUCUUGAAACCGUUAGAACAUGUAACAAAAGAGUCUUCAGGUGAAAAGUAUGUGACCAUUUCAAAAAUUAUACCAAUGAUAAAUUGUCUUGUCGCACAAUUAAAUAAUAUUAAACCAAGUACUGAUAGUAUAUCUGAUGUACAAGUAACUUUGCUACGAGAAAUUAAUAAACGUUUUGGAUCAAUUGAGUUGGUCACUCCAAUUGCAAUUUCUACUCUACUAGACCCUAGAUUUAAAAAUUUACAUUUUCAUGAUGCAAAUGCAUGCUCAAAAGCAAUGUCAACUCUAAGAAAAAUGAUGAAUAAUGAUCUAGUUGAUACUACAACAACCGAUACAUUGAGAGAAUGUGACGCUCCUACAACGGAAACAUAUCAUUUUUGGAAUCACCACGAGUCAUUAGCACUUGGUCAAAAAACCAAUAGACCUAAUUAUGAUGGAAUUAUAAAUGAUGAGUUAUCACUUUAUUUAACAAAUCCAGUGGUUCCAUUGAUAACCAAUCCCUUGGAAAAAUGGGAAGAACUAAAGAAUAUUUUUCCUUUACUGUAUAAGCAAGCAAGAAUUCAUUUUGCAAUGGUUGCUACUUCUGUCCCUUGCGAACGGUUAUUUUCCAAGGCAGGCGCUACUAUAACAAAUACUAGAAACCGUUUAACAGGAAAACGUCUAGAAAAGUUACUUUUCCUAGGUUGCUUCGAUGAAGAAGACUGGUUUUAA